Microdochium trichocladiopsis is the source of this 1588-nucleotide messenger RNA. RefSeq names its product putative hydantoin utilization protein C. The transcript is spliced from 3 exons. Lineage: Eukaryota; Fungi; Ascomycota; Sordariomycetes; Xylariales; Microdochiaceae. The record is from RefSeq and is a predicted model, not a curated record. Bases 22 to 1368 code for a protein of 448 amino acids. Gene Ontology annotation, molecular function: hydrolase activity, acting on carbon-nitrogen (but not peptide) bonds, in linear amidines.
CUUCGAGUCAACGGCACGAGGAUGAUGGACACGCUGCAUGCCACCUGUGAGUUUGGCAAGGCACACCCAUGGGGAGAACACCCCACCGAGACCGGCAUGGCGCGGCUCUCUCUCGACGACAACGACAAGAAAGUGAGAGAGUGGCUGAUCCGCGAGACCAAAGCUCUGGGCUGCAGAGUCACCGUGGACCAGAUGGGCAACAUAUUCGCGGUCCGGCCGCCGGGAGGAACGCACGCAGCACCCACAGCCACAGCGCCACCACCAGUCAUGAUGGGCUCACAUCUCGACACCCAGCCGACGGGGGGCCGGUACGACGGGAUCCUGGGCGUCAUGGCGGCGCUCGAGGUGCUGCGGACGCUCAACGAGCACAAGGUCGAGACGAGAGGGCCCGUUGGGUUGGUGAACUGGACCAACGAGGAGGGCGCGCGUUUCCCAAUGAUCACUGUAGCCUCGGGCGUCUGGGCUGGCACGAUCCCGCUCGAGACGGCCUGGAACCUGGCCGAGGUGACGGCGGACAGCAAAGCGAGCACGACAGCAACGAAGACGACGAUGAAGCGCGAGCUAGAGCGCAUCGAAUUCCUCGGGGACACGCCCGCGUCGCACACGGCGCAGCCCAUGGCGGCACACUUUGAGCUGCACAUCGAGCAGGGGCCCGUACUCGAGGACACGGGCCGCAAGGUGGGCGUCGUGACGGGCGCGCAGGCGCACAGCUGGUUCCGGGUCGCCGUGGCGGGGAGCGACAGCCACGCGGGGACGACGCCGCUGGCGCUGCGGCAGGACGCCAUGCUCGCGGCGUGCAAGAUGGUCGUGGCGGCCAACGCGGUGGCCAAGAAGCACGGGGGGCUCAUCACGACGGGCAUCCUGGCCGGGCUGCCGGGCAGCGUCAACACAAUCCCGCACACGGUGAUGUUUACGCUCGACGUCCGCCAUGUCCGUGAUCAGGUCGCGGCGGAGAUGGUGGCCGACUGUCAGCGGCAGUUUGAGGAGAUUGCCAGGGAGGAUUCGGAGCGCGGCGUCAAGGUGUCGUGGACGACGCUGACGGAGAAUGCGGCCGUUGUGUUUCACCCGGACUGCGUCAGGGCGGUAGAGGAGGCGGUCGAGGAAGUAUGCUCCGCUCUGGCAGCCGAGUCGGGAUCAGUUCCGGACCGAGAGGACGGCAGGCCAUGGCAGCACAUGACGAGUGGCGCGGGUCAUGACUCUUGCAACACCAGCAAGGUCUGCCCGACGGCCAUGAUCUUCGCCCCGACAAGGAAAGGCCGGAGCCACACGCCAGACGAGUACUGCCCGCCCGAGGACUGCGUCACGGGAGCCCAGGUCUUGCUGGGGGCGGUACUCCGUUACGACGCGUCGCGCAAGGAUGUCUCAUGAAACCACCUGACCCCCCUCAGUCGCCGUUGUCCUCCUGAGCUUGUCUUGCUGAUGCUAGUUCCUCAAAGAGCUUGAGGGCUGGGCUGUCCGCUCCUGCACCGUGGAUGACGGAUGGAAUGCCCUUCCAGAAAGAGGCGUCCAGUCUCAUAGCGGCCAGUCUAGCCAGCGGCCAUGCUCUUGCUUGCAUGCGCAGCGUGUCUCUCCACUCAUCAAGUAGCUC